Prunus avium (sweet cherry) is the source of this 1752-nucleotide messenger RNA. Its product is annotated as dehydration-responsive element-binding protein 2C. Gene Ontology annotation, biological process: response to stress; positive regulation of DNA-templated transcription. The record is from RefSeq and is a predicted model, not a curated record. Gene Ontology annotation, cellular component: nucleus. NCBI's taxonomy places the organism in Eukaryota, Viridiplantae, Streptophyta, Magnoliopsida, Rosales, Rosaceae. Gene Ontology annotation, molecular function: DNA-binding transcription factor activity; transcription cis-regulatory region binding.
GCAAACCUAAAGAUUUCUGGAUUCGCUUAGCUUCAAGCUUACAAAGUAAAUACUCUCUCUAAAGAACGCUCUGAGCAGAGCAAAUCAUUAAAAUCACAAGCAACAACCAGUAGAAAAACGCUAAAACGCGUCUGAAAGUGUCGUUUUGAUUGGAAAGGGGCAAGGCUACGAUAUCAAUCUAAGAAGUUUCUCUCAGUCCGACUUAUCGAGCCAAACGAUUCUGAGAUUGUUGAGAAAACUAUCAAUCAGUCUCUGAAUAAAUUACAAGGAAUGGGAGCUUAUGAUCAAGGUUCUAACGAGGUUGCUCUGACCUUGGAUUCUACAAGGAAGAGGAAGACACGGAGUAGGCGGGAUGGAACCUCUGUGGCAGAGACUCUAGAAAAGUGGAAGGAAUAUAACAAACAACUCGAAUCUGACAAUAAUGACGGGAAAACACGUAAAGUCCCGGCCAAGGGAUCAAAGAAAGGUUGUAUGAAAGGCAAGGGAGGGCCCGAUAAUUCACGCUGCAAUUACAGAGGUGUGAGGCAGAGGACAUGGGGCAAGUGGGUUGCGGAAAUUCGGGAGCCCAACAGGGGAAGCAGACUCUGGUUAGGGACUUUUCCAACUGCCCUUGAUGCUGCUCUUGCCUACGAUGAAGCUGCCAAGGCUAUGUAUGGUCCGGCUGCUCGCCUCAACCUCCCGAAUGUGGCCAAUUAUUCUUCUUGGAAGGAAUCUUCACAGGAGACUUCCUCGGCCACAACUCCAUCAGGGUCUUCUGCAGUGGCAACUCCAGGAUGCUCUGGAUCCACUACAUCAUCAAAUCACUCUGAGGUUUGUGCAGAUGAGGAUUCCAAGGGUUUCCUUGAUGUGAAAACUGAGAAUGGUGAAGGCGAAUCAGCAAUUCAUGCUUGGUCCAAUGCAGUCAAUCAAGCCCUGGUGAAGGAAGAAACAAAGGAUGAGUUUACUCAGGGUUACUUUCACAGUGAUCAACCGGCCGUCAAACCAGAAGCAUAUGUUGGGGAUUUUAAUUGGGCUGGUGGACCGUAUGCUGGGAAUUAUUUGGAGAACUUUACAGAGGAGGAGGUGUUUGAUGUGGAUGAGCUAUUGAGUCCUUUAGAUGAUACUCCCGUUCGAAAUCCUGAGCCAGAACAAGGUUUAGGAUCUGAUGUUGGUCAGCCUGGGUGCUCGGGCAUGCACCCUUAUGAGUGUGAUAGGCCAUCGAACAUGUCGUACCAGCUGCAGUAUCCAGAUGCCAAGCUGCUUGGGAGUCUGAACCACAUGGAGCAGGGCCCUUCGGGUGGCGAAUACAAUUUUGAUUUCUUGAAGAGGGAUGAUGUUAUUGGCGAAGAUGAUCAAGGAUACUACAAUCUGGGAUUGUCUGACCUAGGCUUGGGAGAUUUCACUGGAGGAACGAUGCAACCGGAAGAAGGAAGUUAUAACUAUUCGAUGGAUAUGUGAAGGCUAAAUUUUGAAAGGGGGUCUAGUGGAGUGUAGUUUGAAGAACAUCAAUGUGGUUGUUUCCUCUUGCUUAUUACCUUUUAAUUUUGGAGCGGACCCCAUGAAUGUGCUAGUUCUCUAUAGGUUUUAGAUUGGAGAAUUUGGCAGCGAAGACAAUUUUCCCUUGUCAUGUCUGGUCAUUUUGUGUUCAGCAGGGUGGUGGGUUGACAGCCAACUUUUGUGCUUCUUGAUAAUUCUAUAUUACUGAAUUAACAAAUUCUUUUAUUGUAGAUAUGAGAAAUGAAGUAUAAUUGAAAUAUAGUGUCUUGAAUUUCA